AUGUUUACUUCUUUUGAAAAAAAUAGAAAUAGUAAAUAAUUUUAUUGCAAUUUUUAAUAAAGUAUAUGUUACUUAAAGAGACAAUCAUUAAUCAUUGAAGUAUUUUAAUUGAUUUAAUUUAUUAGUAAGCUAAAAUUAUAGUCAAUCUAAACAAUGAAAAGUUAAUAAGAUUAGAUUUUAGUUUACUUUGUUGGCAAACUGUAAUGAUCAAAAUUAUACAUUAAUUUGAAGAUGGCUUGGGUAUAACUACUAAUUAAGAAGGAAAAUAUGUUGGAUUGUACAUUACUUUAAUUAAAGGGAAAGCUAAAAGUAAUUCAAGAAUUUGUAUUUUCCGUAGAUUAACCAUUAUAUUAUGGUUUAGGAUUCUUGGCAAAUGAUAAAGAAAUUUAUUAAAUAUUGGCAUUAUCUCAUUGUACUUUUACCAUUAUCAAAGAUUUAAAAAAAAAAAAAUAAUAAGUAUUCUAUAUUUUAUUAAAUCAAGAAAAUUACUAUAGUUUAUGUUAAUAUUAAGUAUUGGAAUCUUUAAGCAAAGUUAGUUCUGGUGUCGAUGCUAAUCCAUCAAUCAUCUCGAACUAAAUGAUAAAAAGUACAACCAGUUUUGGUGAACAAAUUAUAGGAUUCAAUCAAGUAUAGGAGGGAGAGAUAUGCAUUAAAAAGUUAAUUUAAUUGCAAACAUAACCACAAGGUGAAAUAUCGAAAGAAAUUAGUCAUUUCAAACAUGUUAUCAAAAGAUUGAUAAUUUGGAGAAUUGAAAUUAUUGUUGUAAUCCAGUUACAGGAAAUAAGCCGAGUGUUAUUCAGUAUGAUGUGA
Messenger RNA from Paramecium sonneborni, 810 nucleotides. Lineage: Eukaryota; Ciliophora; Oligohymenophorea; Peniculida; Parameciidae. The record is from the annotation of a GenBank genome assembly.